AUGCCGCAACUGUCACAAAAGAAUGCCAAUGCACGUAAUGAUACGCUAGUCUCCCUCCUCAAGGACCUUAGUCUGCGUCUCGACGGCGACGAAAGGCAAAGAAUCGUAGAUGCUCUCCAGGAUUCAGACGACGAAUCUACCACGUCAGCCUUCACACCCUCCUCUUCCUCUUCUCGCCCAUCCGUCGCCUCCUUAUACCAAAAGCAUUCACACUUGCAGCCUAAUGCUGCUUCUUCCUCGACCCAGGUCCCAGGACCUUCAACCGACUCGGACCAAUCAUCACUACCCCGGUUAGACGGUAUCCUCCCCGACGAAUCAGACGAUGAAGAUGAAGAAGCAGCGGCAGAUCUCUUCCAUGUAGUCGAAGCAGGGUCUCCGGGCCAGGUGUCUGAAGUCCAAUGGCUGCAAAGCCUCAGAAAUAGGGUCCAGGUUCUCGUGCCUGUCGGCCUGGACCCAGCAAGCGCUUCAGUGCCCAUGACAUUUCCGAUACCUCCGGCCCUUGUCCCACCGCCAGCCUUCACUCCAACCAACCCGGUCCUCUCUACUGCUUCCAUCAGCUAUCUCCUCGCUACCUAUCAUCUCGAUGACGAAGGUGUCAAAACCAUUCAUGGCGGAAAUCCUUUCGAGCUGCCCUCGGAACAAACCGCCAGCUUUCUCUUCCAGUGUUUCAAACGCACUGUCCAGAAAUCUUUUCCCAUCCUGCCAGCCAUGCUUGAGGCACAGCUGCAUCAAUAUUACAGCCUGAUCCACAGCCAUAAGGAGAUGCAAUGCCCACAAAACUGGUUUGCCUUGGUCAAUCUCGUCUUCGCCAUUGGGGCCAAAUUCUCCCAUCUUAUCCAAGCUGACUGGUGCGGCGACACUCUCGAUCAUGUCACAUACAUGUCACGUGCUUAUCAGUUGCUUGUAAUGAAUGAUUCUGCUUUUGGUUUCUCGACUCCAGAUUUGACUUCUACUCAGGUAGCUAGCUUUUCCUCAGGAGCCUGGAUAAUGGCCCGUGGAGCCAUGCAAUCUGCACUUUCCCUAGGACUCCAUGUUCAGCAAGAGGAUCGUUCCAUGUCUGCAGCCAGACAACAAAGUCGAGUAGACACGUGGUGGAGUCUACAUGCACUAGAGAGCCUACUGGGCUCAAUCACGGGCCGUCCAAGUACUCUACCGGGUGACGAAAUCACGACUCCUUCAUCGAAAGCUUUUUUUGAUACAUUAUCCGGGAUGUAUGGACAAGGCGCACCCAUAACAACAAACAUGGCAUUCCUAGACGCUGACUCUAGCUUGCACACGAUAAUGCAGCAGGUGAUAUCCAGUCUGUAUACCCAACGAAAACUGAUUCCCCCAUGGUCUCACGUCCAACAGAAAAUGGUUGCGUUGGUAGGAGAUUUGGACAAGUGGGUUGUGGAUUGCGUACCCCACUUCCAUUCGGAAAGUUGGGCCAUGGAUGACGCCCAACAGCGUAAUAACUCUCUACUUAAAUUCCAGUACUACCGCGUAAAGAUUCUAAUGACACGCCCUUCGCUUCGCCGCAUCGAGCGCUCCACGGAAUCUGAGUCGGGUGAAUUCACAAGCUUGGACCAAUCCAUGGCCGAGGCAUGCAUUCAAGCAGCGAGCGAUGUGGUUGCAUUGUUGGGGACAGUGCCUGACACAACAACUUUGUACGAAAAGGGGCCGUGGUGGACCAUUGUCCAUAAUGGCUGGCUGCUUGCCAUGCGCGCGACCAACAUCAUUGCGGCGAGGGCACACCAACUUGUGUAUUCUCUCGUCAAGACAUCGAACCCCCAGGUCUGGGCUAGCAUUGCAGACGCGUUCCCAGACGAUGCUAGCAUGGUGUUGCUGCAACCUUUGCCCGCCAUUGUCGAUCCAAAGUACGUGCCGUGGCCAGCCAAAGAAUCGCCAAUGGACGCGUGGUUCGAAUAUGAUCUGAACAGCUUCUUCGGUUACAAUUGCCCUCCUUUGAUAUGA
Molecule: messenger RNA, 1953 nt
Organism: Bipolaris oryzae ATCC 44560
Lineage: Eukaryota; Fungi; Ascomycota; Dothideomycetes; Pleosporales; Pleosporaceae
Exons: 5
Coding region: 1-1953 (650 amino acids)
Biological process (GO): DNA-templated transcription
Molecular function (GO): DNA binding; zinc ion binding
Source: RefSeq, a predicted model, not a curated record